Molecule: messenger RNA, 723 nt
Organism: Zymoseptoria tritici IPO323
Lineage: Eukaryota; Fungi; Ascomycota; Dothideomycetes; Mycosphaerellales; Mycosphaerellaceae
Exons: 2
Coding region: 22-723 (233 amino acids)
Biological process (GO): mitochondrial translation
Cellular component (GO): mitochondrial large ribosomal subunit; ribosome
Molecular function (GO): structural constituent of ribosome; rRNA binding
Source: RefSeq, a predicted model, not a curated record
CUGCCAGUGUCAUUGAGAAUCAUGGCGACCAUGUCAAUCACCAGCAGAUCCCCAAUACUAACCUCCAUCACCACACGCGCCACUUGCCUCCAUUCCGCUCUGAAGUCUCUCUGCUCGCAGGCACAAACACAAUCACGUACAUUCUCCACCACUCGGCCGACAUGGAAUUGGCUGGCGCCCAAAGCCGGUGAAUCGACAAAGUCCCGCAAAGGCCGAUGCAAAGUUCCGACCGGUGGCAGUGUGAAGGGGACAACACUCGUCUGGGGAGACUACGGCAUUCGAUUGAAGGACCAUGAUCGACGCAUCAGUGCGUCUCAGCUGAAAAUUGCCGAUGAGACGAUCAAAAAGCGCCUGCGUGGCAUGAAAUACCGACUAUACCACCGUGUGGCAGCGAAUAUCGGAGUCUACACCAGCGGGAACGAUCAGCGAAUGGGAAAGGGAAAGGGUUCAUUCGACUACUGGGCAGUACGCAUGCCUGUGAGCAGGAUCUUGUUCGAGUUGAAGGGAGAUAUUCACGAGCAAGUGGUGCGGGAUGCGAUGCGUCUUGCAGGCAACAAGCUCCCUGGCAUGUACGAAUUCGUCAAGAGAGGAGAUCCACCUGUCAUGGGAAUUACGAAAUUGACAAAUGGUGUAACGGAGGAAAUGCUGCGGAGACCGCGUCAGCCUAUACCCGCACCGAGUCUGGACUCGACCGCGAACAGAAUGCCAUCCACGACGCCUUGA